AGUGCUUUCUCUGUGUGUAUCACCGGAGUAGCUAGUUGAACUGUGAGCUGUGCCACACCGCCAUUAGUUCUCCUCUGUGUGCGCCCACGGCAUCCAUCUGCCUCAACACACGGUACACAUAUAUAUAGUGCACACCACAAACAACGCCGACACACCACAGCGAUCCUCUGCCUUUAACGAAGUCGAAGUUUUUGUUCCGGCCUUGACUGCCUCGCAGCCGACCGCAGCCGUCCCCCUUUGUUUUCUUCGUUUCAUCUCUUUUCUUCCUGUAUCGUAGUUCUGUUGCUCAGACCAGGAAGGCACAAAGAAUCCUGUUUAUAUAUAUAAUCCCUCUGUGCUACAAUACUAUCCUUUUUUUUUUUCUUUGCUGCGGCACCCGAGCCGAGUGUUCCCAGGGUUAUUUGUCUCUUUCUAUCGUUAACGAGUUAGGAGCGCUUCAUAGAAUUCUGUACUUACCAUACAACCAUACAACUGUCUUCCUCUCCUAUAAAAAUCGAAGAAAACGAACUCGAUAAACUUUCAAAACGAGAGCCAAAGUGGACAGAAUCGCGUUGAGCACACUCGAAUUUUUUUGACGCGCGACUUUUCUGUGUGUUCAUUUAUUUUUCUUCUUUCUAUUUCCGCAGCGAAUGCUUCGCGUCGUGGGACGUCGUCUCGGCGGUCGCGUCGGCAAAUCAGGUAGCGAUGCCCUCCUUCAAGCCGGCCGCACCGCAGCAGCAGCGGCUCAAGCAGGCAAAGGCGCCGCCUCCACUGCGGUCCGCCCAGCUUCUGUAGCCUCCAAUGAGGCGCGCGGCUUAGUAGAUGUCGUGCUCCCACGCGUCGACUGCAGCCUAUUGAAGCACGUCCUCUCCUCCUCGUCGUCCUCGUCGACCUCCACGGACAUCCCUGACAUCGCGCGCGUGCUCCGACUUGACUACACCGCACAGCAUGGCCUUCACAAGAAGAAGAAAGCGAGUGGUGCGGCGGAGUCGGCAGCGGCCGAGAUGGCGCAUCCUCUCGCGGACAUCCUCCUUGUCAACCGCAUUCAUGCCGCCGUCAUCGAGGAUACGCGGCAGCGCGCGCUGAAGGACGAGACGGACACUGCGGGGUCGACGAACGCGGCGUCGCCAUCGACGACGCCACUGCUGGUGCUGGUGGAAACAAACCUGCUGAAGGAGGAUGCCGAGGUGCAGCAGUUUAUUAUUCGCAACGCCUUACGCAUGCAUCCGCUGCCGUCCACGGUGGAGGUGCAGCUGCCAGCGUCGACGAAGAGCGCCGUCACGGGACGUCCACUGCGGGCAACAACACCGCCGCUCACGGUGCUGAUCUUAGGCGCGGAGCAGACAGAACGGGUGCGUGCGCUGGCCAAGCUGCCAGCACCGCCUUCUCCUGUGCCGUCGUCGCAGCCGAUGGCGGCGAACGGGGGGACAGCGAGUGUGCCUCCAACGGAGGAAAGCACACCAGCAGAGGAAGCGGACGAAACGGAGGAAGCAGCGGAGGCGGCUUCCACUACGAAGGACACCCCAGCUGUAGAACAAGUACUAUCCACUACACCACCAAAACCGCCUGCUCCCGCGCCGGUAAAAGCAGUGGAGAGAGGGAAAGACGGUCGCGGUAAGCGAGCCGCUACCUUGUCUCGUACCCACUCCCAGCCGCGCAAGAGUCAGCAGCAGCACCAGCAGAAGAAGCACACGGCCGCGUUGCUUCGCCAACAUGCGGCGGGAAAGCUGAAGAAGAAUCGCCUUCACAAAGGCCGUGUUGCGCGGGUGGUGCACAAGCAAACGCAGCGCCAUCCUCCCUCGCCGCCGAAGGCGACUCGACCGUCUGUCCCUGCGUUGCCGCCACGGCUUCUCUCCGUCGACGACACCACCGAGAAGCUACUGUGGGCCUCCCAACCGGGCCAUCCCAUCCCCCUCUCCGUCUUGGCCCCUCUCAUCCGCCCUGUCGUCUUCGAAAAGAUGUGCGCCGCAGCUUUGAGCGUUUCGCGUAAAAGCGGCGCCGGCGCUGAUGCACCGCUCUCCUUGCACACAGUUGUCUACCGUGCCGGCACGCAGAGCAGCGGGCAAACUGUUUGGCUGGGUGCCGUCCAAGCCGCCGCCGAGCUCGCCGUCGCGUUGUCGCACGGAGCAUCGCUCCUCCCCGCCGCCAUCACGGGACUCGUCGGGCAGCGCCACGCCUCCUUGCUGGUGGAGGCGCUGCACAGCCGUCCUGGCACGCGAUCGUCCUCUUCCUCCUCUCGGCGGCGGAGCGACAGCAAAGGUGCACGUGCUGGUCGUGGGCAAGGUGGAAGCAGACACAAACCUUCGCUGAAUGCGGAGGCGGCCACAGCGGAGACGCCGUACGUCUAUAUGCUGAUUCACACGAGCCUGUCGCCGCAGGAUGCCGCGGUGUUGCAGCAAGAGUUGGACUACCAGUAUCUGCAGCUGAAGAACACCCCAGCAGGUGUGGAGCUCGCCGGCAUCUCCGUCCUCACCACACAGGACGUGUCGCCGACGCAGCUGUGGUAUGUGCUGGAGCACGGCGUUGCCCAGGCAAGCACCGCCGUCCACAUCGAAGCGGCAUCACCGAGCAAUGACGUGUCAUCCGCCGUGUCAAGACAGAGCUACGUCGCCCUCGCACGCGGCCCGGUUUCCCCGGAAGGCGCAGAGCUGUCGCACACGUUUGAGGAGGUGUACCGCAUGCUGACGGAGCAGCCGGAACUGCUGCAUUCCCCUCGCCUUUCCUCCUCCUCUAGCUCCGCCUCAACGAGUGACGUGAAAACCGGCGCUGCAGGCGCAGCAAAAGAACACGGCGGCGGAGUCAGUCAGCGGCACCCCGACGCACUCGUCUCGGAUGCGCUGCGCAUCGCCGCGCUAGCGCAGGUGUUGAUGCAGCGUAAGGAGGCGCAGCUGCGUGCCGAGUUCGCCGCCGCACAGCAGCGCAACGCUGUCAGCGCCGACAGCGAAUCCGUUGCCCGCGCAGCACAAAAGGUGGAGAUCAAGACGAUGGUGACCGAGGCGGUGGAGGAGGUGUCGGUGCGUCAUGAGCAGGCCACCGCGCACCUGGUCAAGACUCUUUCCAGCAUGGUGGGGCAGUGGUCGUUGGAGAAGCUGUCCGACACCCUCGAGGCGAUCAUGCGAGAUGAGCUGAAGCCCAUUAUGGACGUGCUGGAGGAACGACUGGGGACGGCGGCGCAGGGCAUUCUCUCCUCUUCCUCCUCAGCGCCGCCGCAGCAGCAGCCGUCGUCAACUUCGACGGAGGGGGCCGAUGCGGCAACCACCGCAGCGGGAGAAGGGCCGAUGACGACCCCACCCACGGUGACAGAGGUAGAGUCGUCGUAUAGAGCUGGAAGCUCCGCGACGGAGGCGCUUCAGGAAGGCCAGGAAGAAAUGAUGAAAACGUUAGAGCAGGUCUUGGCGCAGCUGCGAGAAUUAAGCGAGCGUGCCUCCGCGCUGUCUGCCGCGGCGGAGAUGGUGUCCACUCCCGCGAAGGGCGCGAAGGAGGAAGAAACGUGGACGCUGAACGCCCAACACGCCGUGGACGAGGAGCGGCUUCUGCAGGCGCUGCGGGAGCUCCAGCAGCAGCACCAAGUCGAGCUGCAGCAAGCCCUUGACGCGCUCAAGGACGAUCUGCGAUCCGCCCCGUCUGCUCCUUCUGCAGCUUCAGCGGUACCUCCUGAAGUCAUCGAGUCGGCGGUGUCACAAGCCAUGGAGGCGGUGUCUCUCGAGAUCCGUCAGGGCAUCCAAAAGAACAUUACCGACCAGCUCGACAGCUACUGCGAGGUGCACCGCAACCGUCAAAGCAACGGCGGCAGCAGUGCUGACAGGGAGCCGUCGUUGCCGAUAAUGCCGGUCACCUCCUUCGAACUGGAGGAGAUGCUGACCCGCACGGUCAACUUUGCUGUCCGGGAGUCAGUGGGUGAGGUCGAAGGGCACAUCCGAGCUGCGAUGGAGGCGGCGCUGCACGAUGGCGCCACCAACGGUUCCGCAGCGCCGUCUUCCUGGGGAACUGGAGCAGGCGACGGCCACGACAGCAGCGUCGUGAAGGCGGCUCUGGAGGAGCUGUGGUCACAGGUGAAAGCCGAGGCCGCCGAAGAGGAGGCGGUGAAGCUCUCGCAGCACAACCGUCAGCUGCUGCGUCUCUUCCGGCGACAGCAGCAUCUGCAGAAAGCAAGCAACAGCACGGCGGCGGACGGCACGGGGCUGACGAUUAUGGCGGUGGAGGAAGCGGUGCGGAUGACGAUGCAGCCGUUCGUAUCGCAGAUGCAGGCUGCCUUGACGGCGGCUGCAGCAGCAGGAGCAAUGGCGCGGUCGAGCAACACAUCGGGCCCUUCAUCGUCAUCGUCGUCAGGCAAGGAAGAAUGA
This is a messenger RNA of Leptomonas pyrrhocoris, 4322 nucleotides long. RefSeq lists its product as hypothetical. The transcript has a single exon. Lineage: Eukaryota; Euglenozoa; Kinetoplastea; Trypanosomatida; Trypanosomatidae. Bases 630 to 4322 code for a protein of 1230 amino acids. The record is from RefSeq and is a predicted model, not a curated record.